AUUCCACUUAUCUUCUUUAUAAUUAAUUAAACAAUUAAAUAAAUUAGAAAACCAAAAAAUUAUACAAGAAAAAAAAAUUAUAAAAGAGUUUUUAUUUUCUUUUUCAUUCUUGCCGUCUCCUCCACCACACAUAUUCCGGCACAAAGGACUGUGGGGCUCGAGCUCUUCAUCGGAAGAAGAAAAAACCUUCGUCUCUUUCUCCAUUUUGCUCAAUUCCUUGCUUCUUUUUUUUCUUCUUCUUCUUCUUCUUCUUCUUCUUCUUCUUCUUCUUUGUUUGCAAGAGCUUUUCGCCGGAUCUUCCUUCCAUUUCUUAUUUAAUUCACAGUUGUAAUGGCGUUGAAUGUUCUUGCUCCGCCUGAAAUCAAGGCACUCUCCUUCUUGGAAUCCUCUCGCUCCAGACACCUCACCAAACUUCAAGGUGGAUCAUCCAUUAAGGACUGCAGAACUAUAGUUCAUAAAAGAAUUCACUGUUCUUCACAGCCUCCUCCUCCAGCUUGGCCUGGACAAGCGGUCGUACCGCCGGGGUAUAAGAAAUGGGAUGGCCGGAAGCCUAUCUCCAUUCUAGGAUCCACUGGUUCCAUCGGAACUCAAACAUUGGAUAUUGUGGCAGAGCACCCCGAGAAAUUUAAAGUUGUGGGACUGGCAGCUGGCUCUAAUAUAACUCUCCUUGCAGAUCAGGUGAAAACAUUUAAACCUCAAUUAGUUGCUGUUAGAAAUGAGUCCUUAAUUGAUGAACUCAAAGAGGCUUUGGCUGAUCUUGAUGAGAAGCCUGAAAUUAUCCCUGGUGAGCAGGGAAUAAUUGAGGUUGCAAGACACCCGGAUGCAGUCACUGUUGUUACAGGAAUAGUAGGCUGUGCUGGACUAAAGCCUACUGUUGCCGCAAUUGAAGCUGGGAAAGACAUAGCCUUGGCCAAUAAAGAGACUCUUAUUGCUGGUGGUCCCUUUGUUCUUCCCCUUGCCCACAAGCACAAUGUAAAGAUCCUUCCCGCUGAUUCAGAACAUUCAGCCAUAUUCCAGUGUAUUCAGGGAUUGCCCGAGGGUGCACUUCGCCGCAUUAUUUUGACCGCUUCUGGUGGGGCUUUCAGGGACUUGCCAGUUGAAAAGUUGAAGGACGUUAAAGUUGCGGAUGCUUUAAAGCAUCCUAACUGGAGCAUGGGAAAGAAGAUCACUGUCGACUCUGCCACUCUUUUCAACAAGGGUCUAGAAGUCAUUGAAGCACACUAUUUAUUUGGAGCUGAAUAUGAUGACAUUGAGAUUGUAAUCCACCCACAGUCCAUCAUACAUUCUAUGGUAGAAACACAGGAUUCAUCUGUUUUAGCACAAUUGGGUUGGCCUGAUAUGCGAUUGCCCAUAGCAUACACCAUAACAUGGCCAGAAAGACUAUACUGCUCCGAAGUAACUUGGCCUCGCCUUGAUCUUUGCAAGCUAGGUUCGCUCACAUUCAAAACUCCAGACAAUGUAAAAUACCCAUCCAUGGAUCUGGCAUACGCGGCUGGACGGGCGGGUGGAACCAUGACUGGAGUCCUUAGUGCAGCUAACGAGAAGGCGGUGGAAAUGUUCAUUGAUGAAAAAAUCGGCUACUUGGACAUUUUCAAGGUUGUGGAGCUAACAUGUGACAAGCAUCGAAACGAAUUGAUCACAACACCUUCCCUUGAGGAGAUCGUACAUUACGACCUAUGGGCUAGGGAUUAUGCUGCAAGUUUGCAGUCAUCUUCCUCUUUUAGUCCCGUAGCCGCAUAACCAUUCGUAUUGGCAGUGCAACAAGGUAAACCUUGUACUGAUGCUUUGAUGAGAGCUUGGAAGUUUUGUUUGUGUCUUAUAAAAAUGGCCUAGCAGAAAGGUAGCUUAUAAGGGAUCAGUUAGGAAUUAAGAAAUAAUAGUAAUGAAAAGAAAGGAAAAAACCACAGCACAAAACUAUAAAUCAAUUGUGAUGUUUACAGUUUAUGGGGGAAAUGAAAGUGAAAUUAAUUUGAUGGGAUAAGUGAAAGGCCAUUCAUUUUUCAUUUUUAAGGUUGAAAAGUCUGUUGUACAGAAUACUUAUUGUUUGAGGAACAAUUGAAAGAAAUGGAGGUCAUAAGGUGAAUUGAUAAA
This is a messenger RNA of Cucumis melo (muskmelon), 2091 nucleotides long. RefSeq names its product 1-deoxy-D-xylulose 5-phosphate reductoisomerase, chloroplastic. Gene Ontology annotation, biological process: isoprenoid biosynthetic process. The coding region runs from base 331 to 1740 and encodes 469 amino acids. Lineage: Eukaryota; Viridiplantae; Streptophyta; Magnoliopsida; Cucurbitales; Cucurbitaceae. Gene Ontology annotation, molecular function: 1-deoxy-D-xylulose-5-phosphate reductoisomerase activity; NADPH binding; protein binding. The record is from RefSeq and is a predicted model, not a curated record. The transcript has 12 exons.